This is a messenger RNA of Xenia sp. Carnegie-2017, 2386 nucleotides long. RefSeq names its product A-kinase anchor protein 10, mitochondrial-like. The coding region runs from base 127 to 2001 and encodes 624 amino acids. Gene Ontology annotation, cellular component: plasma membrane. The record is from RefSeq and is a predicted model, not a curated record. The transcript has 12 exons. NCBI's taxonomy places the organism in Eukaryota, Metazoa, Cnidaria, Anthozoa, Malacalcyonacea, Xeniidae. Gene Ontology annotation, biological process: intracellular protein localization.
UGGACGGCAGGCGCACGCCGAAGAUUAUGUCUCUUUGGUCGGAAGAAGGGUCAAAAUGCGUUUAAUUCAUUUAAAAUGUCUUCAAAUUCUCUGUAUAUUUAAAUCAUAAAACUUAGAAAGAAUUUCAUGCGGCUCUAUAGCCUGGAGCCCGUGCAAAUGCCCUUUUUUUCGAAGAGAAAAUCAGGAAAGCGAAAGUCAAAUGUUAGUUUUAAUGGAAGCAAAUUUGCAAAUGUCAAUUCUCUUCAUCAAAAGCAACUACCUUCCUCAGAAACGAAUGAUAUAUUACCAAAUGCAGAUGCAGAGAAAAAAAAUCUACUCAAAUUGGCCAAACGUUCAAGCAACUCGAGCACAAAGUGUGUUGCAAAUUUCCCACGUCGCUCUCGCCUCUCUAAGACACUGCCUGAAGUGGUGGUUGAUGAUACUAUACUACCACUGUUUCUGGAAUUUCUUCAAAAACAAGGCGCUCAAAAGUUUCUUAAUUUCUGGUUAGCUGCUGAGACAUUUCGAUUGAGUGGUCAAAAAGAAAAAACUGUUGAGAAGUCAGCAUUUCAAAGCUCAAGGUUUUCAGAAUAUGUUUCAAACAGCAAAGCUUCAGUGUCACAAAGUAAUCAUCCUAACAUGGGAAUUGUUCAUUGUUCAUCUAAGGAUUUGUCAAGGAGCAAUGAGAUGGAUGUGAAUAAAAGAUUACAAGAUAGUCUUUUGCCUAUUGGAACAGACUCUGAUAAUAAAACUGAUAAUGUUGGUUCAAGUGAAGAAUUUUGCUCCAAGCAAGAAAAUGGGAAAAUUUUGAAUAGUUCCCAUAAUAUACCAGAUGCCUCGUGUGUAAUAAAUAAUGUUGUGGAUAUCAGGACUUCAUCUGAUAAGUUUAAAACUGUCUGUGAUCAAAACUUGAGAGAAAAUGACAGUUUUGAAUUAUCAACUAAAGACUUACAAACAUCCCAAGAAAGUACUGACAAGCAAGAAAGGUCCACAUUUAGUGAUGGGUUGUCAAAAGUUAUGAUAGAGGAUGCUCUCAAUAUUUAUCAUCAUUUCAUCGCGUUGGAUGCUUCUCAUUCUUUGAAUGUUGAUGAAACGAUGAGAAGAGAAAUUGAAAGAAGAAUUUGUACAGAGGAUGGUAGUGUCGACGCAGAUUGCUUUCAUGUUGCUCAAAAUUUUGCUUUUGAUAUCUUACGUUCAAAAUAUUUUGACGAUUUCUUACGAAGUUCAUUCUACCACAAGCACAUUAUGGAUAUUCUGACAAGCGGUCGAGUGUUUUUAGCAGAUAUCAUGUACAAUGAUGAAGCCAUGUUCUAUUUUAUGGAGUUCAUGGAACAGGAGGGGAAGAGUUAUCUUUUGGCAUUUUGGAUAGCUGCUGAUGCUUUCCGUGAAGAAUUACAAUCAAAAUUGAACAAGAAACUUUACAACUCGAGAGAAGCUUUGGAAGAUGCCAUGGUCUUGUACGAUAAAUAUUUUUCAAUGCAAGCAUCCAAUUCUCUGGGUGUUGGCGAUGAAACGAGAAUCCGUAUUGAAAACAAAAUCUGUCGCGAUGGUGGUCCUCUACCGGAGUGUUUUGAAGAACCAAUGGAAAAUGUAUUGACACUUCUCGAGGAGGUUUAUUUUCCUAUCUUCUUGGAUAGUAGCAUCUACAUGAGGUAUUUGAAUGAGCUGUUAAGUUCCGUCACAGAUGUGGAAUCAGAUAGGACAAGCAUUUGUGCUGAUGAAUGUAGUAGUACAACAAGUGACACUAUGAGAAUGAUGGAGUCUUUAGGGAAUGAAAUGGAUCCACUUGAAGAUCCCAAUGAAAUAUGGCAGAGGCCACAUGUUGGUCUUUCAAUUGGUCGAGUAAAUGAAUUUGGUAUUUAUGAACCUGGAAUCGAGCCUCAGCCUGGAAAAGAAGUCUUGAAGUUCGGUCAGAAAAUGAAAAAACUGGUUUCUGGGAACACGGACAAGGUAAAAGAAGAGAUGGCGUGGAAGGUGGCUAAGAUGGUUAUCAGCGAUGUGAAAAAACAACAAAAAAAAUGAGGUGACACACUAAGAGCAACUGUAAGUUAUACUUUUAUUUUUUCUUAUCUAUCACCUUACCACUUUGACAUUAACAUGAUGACAUCACUCGACUACAUUAGUUUAAUCGUAAAUUCUGUGAGAAUAUGCAGUAAAACCUUUAUAGUCGACUUGAUGAACUGGAAUUUCCAGUUUGUUCGGCGAAAAAUUUCAUCAUUGAGACGAUGAUGUAAAAUAAUGUUCGAAAUAAUUGCCAAUUAGAAUGAAUUAAGAAAUCAACGAACAAAUUACUGAAACUUAUAAAUAAUCAAUUUUUAAUGUUUGUUUAGAAACAUUGAAAUUAUAAAGUAGUUAUUGUAAAUCGAUAAUUUACAACAUCAUUAAUAUGUUUCUGUUAAUUUCGAAA